GCGAAGCUUCCACAUGCUGCCGGUGUGUUUAGCGCGCACUGCGAGUGCCGCCUACGAUACAAAGCUAGCCUGAAGCUUCAUUAUUGACAGGUAAUGCGAUGCACCAAGUACAAGCGCUAGUUGCGUGCACGGGCAUUACGGAAACGGCAGACGAGGGCGCCGUCAGCCGUCAGCCAGUUGUCACGGUAGUCUGUUACCGAGGUAUACUUGAAGCUGACCAAGCUGAAGCGGGCAAAGCGCUGGCGGUUUGACCGCGUCGCAUGUGAGACGAAUGGCUCACUUCACAUUCCUUGUGUACCCUACAAACCCAGCCGCCAUGCUCCCCAGCGUCACGGGUGAAGGCGGCAGGCGGCCGUCCUCGCCGGGCGGUGCCGGGCCGCCCUCUGCGGGCAGUGUUUGGGAUGGCGCCACGAGCGGCAGCAAGCCCCGAAUGGGGGGCCCGGCACCCGGCGCCUCCGUCCUGGGGUCGCUGCAGCUUCCUCAGGUCAGCGCCAGCCCUGACCGCCAGCGCCCAACUCAGAUGAGCCCCGCGCGGCGCCGCACCGACACCGCCACGCUGCAGCAGGUCUACGGCGUAGCAGCCCCGGCCGCAGCAUCCGCCAGCCCCGCCGCUAGCCCGCAGCCGUUCGCAGAGCUGACGCUGCGACGCGCGAGCAGCAGCGGCUUCGGCGGCCUGGCCCUGGGGCCCGUGCAGGCGCCCAUAGUCGGCUUUGGCCGCUCGAGCCUUACUGGCAUGCCCAGUGGCGGCGGCAUGGUUGCCGAGAGCAGAACUGCAACUUCAGAGUUCUGUACCGGUGCUGAUGUCUACGCCAACCCGGGUGCCGUUCACGGUGGCAGCAGCUUGGGCCACGCGGCUACGAUGUCGCAGCCGAACAACCGUGGCCCGGCGCCACCAUCCGGCGGCGGCGCCGCCCCUGGUGCUGGCGGCGGCGUGCAGUCGCCAGUCCCCGGCUCGAAUCCCACUGCGCUGCGGCGGCAGCUGCCGAACCUCUCUGCCAGCUUCAGCCCGGGCGGGCGAAGCAGCAGCAACCCGGGGCCAGCAGCUGUAGCAGCCUCAGCUGCGGUGGCUAAUGCCGGCUCCGGCCGGGCAGACAGCAGCCCCCGGCUACUGCCGGGCGGCGGCGCCGCCGGCAGUAGCAUCAGCCGUGCCAGCGCCUCGCCUCAGCUGCGGCGGCAGAGCAUUGCUGGUGGCGGCAUGGGCUUGGGCGACCACAGUCCUGCCUCGCCCAACCUGAUGCUGCCACAAGGCGGGGCACUGGCGGCAGCGGGAGGUGGAGGUGGAGGCGGGGGCGGGGGAUCCAACAGUCGGCCACGGCCCCGACCGCCGCCGCUACAUGCGUUUGAGGAGUCGCCGCCGACCAGUGCCCUGCCGCCGAACACUGCCGCCACCGCCGCCACCUCCUCGCCUCGCGCCGUGCGCGGCCAGCAGUACAUGACCCACCCCAGCCGGAUGUCGUGCAGCGGCCUGCCCUCCUACACGGGGGCCGGGGCAGGAGCCGGGGCUGACGCGGCAGGCACCUUGCCGGUGCUGGUGCCCGGGGCGGGGCAGGCCUCAGCGGCGGUGGCCAUCAUGCACGCCUCCAGCUCGCCAGACCCGCUGGAGGCGCGGCUGAGUCGCCUGGAGGAGCGGGCGGAGGCGUGGGAGCGCGAGCGACCAGGCCGGGUCAGCCAGACAGGCGCCGGCAGCGGCGGGGCAGCAGCAGCGGCCCUGAGCAACCGGCGGAUGGAGCGGCUGUCGGGCGCCGCGGAGGGACCGGGCACUGGCGCCUGCGCCGACGGCGCCGGCGCCGGCGCCGGCGUUGGUUCUCCGGGCAAGGGCAGCGGUGCCGGCGCUUCUGGCGGCGACGGCGAUGGCGGUGGGGCAGAUGGGCAGCAGCUGUCACAGCUGUCAGCUACGGUGGCAGAGCUACAGAGACGUGUGGAGGAGCUGACUGCGGCAGCGGCGGCCACGGCUGCAGCAGCAGGGGCCUCGAGCGUUGCAUCUUCGGCCUCGGACGCAGCCUCGGCGGCCGGCAGUAGCAGCCGCAGCGGCGACAGCUGUAGCAGCAUCAGCAGUUUGGCGGCUGGAAAGCGUGACAGCCGCGGAUCAACAGGCGCACCGGGGCCCGAUCUGACGGAGCGGCGGUUAGUCAUGCUUGAGAACCAAGUACGGCAGUUGAUCAUGUCGGGCGCCGCCACUGGCGGCGGCGGCGGCGGUUGUAGUUCGAUGGAGCAUGCGCCGCCGCUGCCGCCGCCAAGCGCUGGCGGGCGGUCAUUGCUGGCGGGUAAGCCGGCGCCGUCCGCUGCGGCGGCCGGCAAGGGGCCAGGCACGGGCGCGAGCUCUGACGUCGGAGAGAGCGGCGCCGUGGCCGCCGUUGCUCUGGCCCUGGGCUGCGUGGCGGCCACGGUGGUGCUCGGGCAGCACCGGCGGCGGCGCCGGGCUCGCGGCCGCCAGUCCGACGGCGACCGGCGGCCGUCCGAGGGCGGCGGCCGCCGCCAGUCGGAGGCCGGCUCCAAGCGUGUCUCGGGCACGGGCGGCCCAGCAACCUCCGCCACGCCUACCCUGCCGCGGCCGCCCCAUCGCCCCGCGGGCCGCGGCGGUGCCCUCAACAUGGUGCCGCCGACGCGGCCCGCAGUCGACGCCGGUGCCGGCGGCGCCCUGACGACGGACGCAACGACCGCCGGCGCGGCGUCACCCGGGGCCGGAGCCGGGGCCGGAGCUGGCGGCGCCGUCCGCGCUGCCAGGGUCGAGGCCCCGGUGGCGGAGACGCAGCAGCGGCUGGAGAAGCUAGGGAAGGGUUCAGCGACUCUGGCGGUGCGGCUGCGGGAGUUGGAUCGGCGGCUGCCGGAAGCCGCCGCCACCGCGGCGGCGGCGGCGGCCCAGGCGGCGGCGCAGACCGCCGCCACUGUCGCCGUGUCGGCGGCUGUGUCCCCUCUGGAUGCCAGGCUGCGGAGCCUGACGGCACGUGUCGCCGCUGCCGAGAGCGCCGCCGCCUCCGCCGGUGCUGCCGCCGGUGCUGCCGCCGGUGCUGCUGUUGCGGGUGCGGCGGCUGCUGGCUCUGGUAGCCCUGGUGGCGGCAGCGCUGCCGGUGCCGGCAUGACACGCCGUGUCGGUCGGCGCAGUGAUGCCGGCGGCGGCGGCGGCGCCGCCGCCGGUAGCAGUCCAGGCGGCGCUGGCACGAAGGCGGCGCCUAGCAGCCAGCAGCUGCAGCUGCAGCUGGAGGGCCGCGUGGCGUCUGUGGACGCCGCCUUGGCGGAUCUAGCAGCGCGCGUGGCGGCGGCUGAGGCGGCGGCGGCGGGCGGUGCAGAGGAGGUGGCUGGGCUGAAGGCGGCGCUGCAGGCGCUGCAGCAGCGACAUGAGCAGGAGCAGGAGCAGGAGCGGGCGGCGGCAGCUGCAGCUGCGGCGGCGAAGGCGCAGGCGGAGGCGGAGGCGUCGGGGGCGGCGGCGGCAGCAAGUGCGUCUACGGAGCAGGAGCCGGUGCUUCUGGAGAUGCGUCAGGCGUUGGCGGCGAUGGAGGAGCGCGUGCAGGACAUGGUGCUCAAGGUGGUCAGCGCCCAGGCACAGGCCUCCUCCGCCACCGAGGAGGUGCAACACCUGCUGGCCAGCAUCCGAGCCGCCACCGCCACCGCCAACACAGCAGCCAGCACAGCCAGGCAAGCGCUGGCGGCGGCCGAGGAGGCCGGCGCGGCGGCGGCGGCCGCUGCCGAGGCCGCCAGCUCCGCUGGCGGCGCCGCCGCCGCGGCGGCGGCGGCCGUCGCCGCCAGCCAUCUGGUCACCGGGCCCCAGGGCGCCUCACCUAGCAUGGCGCGAGCCCGGUUCAGCAACGCCGGCAAUGGCAAUGGAGAUGGGCCCGGUAGCACCAUCAGCCUGGAUAGCAACCCGCCGCCGUCGCCGUUGGCGCGUGCGCAGUCACAGCGCUCGCCCCCAUCCGCGUCGCCGCCGGCUGGAAGUGGAGGGCCCGAUGCAGAUGGAGAUGGAGGCACGGGCGGCAUGCAAGCGCCGGCGCCGACGGCCUCGGACGCGGUGCAAAUGCCGCUGCCGCUGCCGGUUUCGCCGCCUCCGGCGGGGCCUGCUGACGACGGGGGCGGCGCCGCUGCGCAGCUGGUGCUGAGCCACGGCGGCAGCGGCACUGGAGGCGGUGGUGGGUUGUGGCCUGCGCGCUCGGUGCGUGCGCCUGCUGGCGGAGGCGGCGGUGCUCCGAGAGGCGUCAGCUUCCGCCUGGCGCCCGGAGUGCAGCUGCGCUUCAGCGUUGACGGCACCACCGGCGGCGCCGACGAUGACGACGACGACGAAACCGACAGCGGUGGCGGCGGCAACACGACUGCUGGCGGCGGCGGCGGUAAUGGCGACGGGCCGGGCUCAGUCCGCAGUGUCACGUCGGUUGCGCCCAGCGCCCACGGCUAUCUCAGUUCCGUCGGCGCGACGUCGCUAGGCGUCACCGCCACUGACGGCGGCGGCGCCGCCACCUCUACUGGCGCCGCCGCCGGCAGUAUCACGGGUCCGCUACUGCAGCACAGCGCCUCCCGCGGCUACAGCGGCCUGGGCGGCGGCUCCAUGAGCACGGUGGGGGGCGGGGCCGUGGCGGCGCAGCAGCUGGAGCAGCUGACGGACAGGGUGGGCGACCUGGAGGCCAUUGUGGACGACCUCAGGAAAAAGGUGAACAAGGGCCUGUCGAUGCGUGUCACACGCGACGAGCUGCGCGAGUCCAUGGCGCACAUAGACAGCCGCAUUGACACCGCCGUGUCGCGUGCCACCUCACGAGCCACCUCGCUCAAGGGCCGCGCUGGAGCGGGAGCAGGCGGCGGCGGAGGCGGAGGGGCAGAGGAUGAGGUGUCGGCGCGGGCGCUGCGGGCUCGGCUGGAGGCGCAGCACCGGCGCAGCACCGGCGGCAACGGCGACCAGGUUGGCGCCGGUGGCGCCGGAGAGGACGAGCUGGACGGAGUGGCAGCGGAAGAUGUGGAGGGAAGGGGCGGGGGCCAGGAGGUGGGAGACACGGAGGAUGGCGAGGAGGGAGGUGGAGGAGGUGGAGGUGGAGGCAGGCCGCGUGCGGCCCUGGGAGAGCCCAGCUUCAGCAGGGGGGUGGCGCUGUCUGCUGCCACCAGUGCCGCCAACAGCAUGAGCGGCCUGGCAGGGCUGGGGGCGGCCGAAGCGGAUGAGGAAGACGGGGAAGACGAGGGAGAGGAGGGGAGGGAAAUUGGAGUCGGAGGUGGAGGAAAAGGCAAGGCGGGAGCCGCCUCCGGCGGCGUCAGUCGUAGUGCGGACUCCAGUCCGCGGCGGCAGUGGCGGCGCGACGGAGGCGGCGGCGCCGCCGCGGUCGACAGCGGCGGGCUGGGCGGCGGGCUCACCUACACGGGCGGCCUCCGCACCGCCGAGUCCAGCAGGAGUGCCAGCCCGGAGCGCCUGCGCGGUGGCGGCGGCGGCGGCGGCGGCUUGGGUCCGGGCGGUGUGCGGGCGGCGCUGUCCGACCUGCAGCGCAGUGUGGACCUGUUGGAGCAUCGCAUGGAGGCUGUGGAGGUGUCGGCCCUGCGGCAGGCCGCGGGCGAGGCGCACGUGUCUGCGCUGGCCGCCACAGUGCAGCAGCUGCAGGCAGACCAGAUGGCGGCACUGCGGGCGGCGCGCGCCUCGCAGUCGGGAGCGGGAGCCGGCGGCAGCGGCAGCAACAACGGAGGAGGAGGAGGCGGGGGCGGCGGAGGAGGAGGCGGCGGAGGAGGGGCGGGUAACGCCUCCAUGUACCGGCGUGGCGUGUCAGCCAUGAUCCAGGACAACCCCGUGCUGCGCGGCUUUGACGAGCAGCUGGUGCUGCUCACCACCCGGGUGGACGUGAAUGAGGAGCUGCACACUGAGUUGGACAAGGAGGUGCGCCAGCUGUCAGCGCAGCUGGCACGGCUGGCGACCACAGGUGGAGGCGGUGGGGGCGGUGGUGGGAGCAGAGCGGCGUCCACUAGCGUUGGCCAUGGCCACAAGCCCCGGGGAGGCUCGGUGUCUGCGGGCAGGCAGCACGGCAGCACCAGCCCACACGGCGGCAGCAGCAGCCACGGCGGCUACAGCAGCCAUGGCGGGCAGAACAGCUCAAGUGGCGGGGCAGGCGGCGCUGGCCACAGGAGCAGCGGCGGGGGCAGCGCCGGAGGUGCAGGCGGCGGCGGCGGCGGCGGCGGCGGAGGGAGCACCAGCGGACAGCGGCAGGGCGGCAGCAAGGGUGUGCGCGCUGCGGCGUGAUGUGCUUCGCGCACUGCGGACUUUGAUCGGCUUGAGAUUCGCCAAGCGAGAAGAUACCGUACCAUUACGUUACGGGAAUUGAGAGCAAGCUCAUAUCUUGCUGCCUGGUACGCUGAGAGGAGGUGGUGGCAGUGGUACAUACACGAUCAGCGCUGGGUCGGCAUCGAGACCAGGGUAUGGGGCGGCUGUUGAGUUCAUUAGCUUGCACAUACGAUGGGGUGUUAGUGGGGUUGUGGGUAUCGACAGGGGCAUAGCAUGAACUCAUGUCAGCAUCACAGGCGAGAACAAGGAGGUGGCUGUGACCUCACAUAAAAAGUCAUCAGUCUAUUCUGUGGUUAUAUCCGUACCUGUUUGAACAAUCAAGUGUGCGUUCUUCAUGUUCCUUCUGCCGGCAUGCCUGCAAAGGCAUCAUAUGCGCCCUGGCCUUUGUUUAUUUGAUAUGCAUGGGGGCUUCGUUGCCGCGUUCACGCAACGGGGGGUUUUAAAGGUCUCCAAAGACUUGCUGAUCUGCGACAGGCCGCUGAAAAGCGGUGUGGCUGUGUGGACAUGCUAUGAUAUCAUAUACACGGUGCAUGCGUCCGCGAUGCACAUAUGGAGGGUAAAGGAGGCAGGCGGGGCCUGUAGUAUGGUGUAAGCGGGUGCACCCUGGAGCGUGGGUCCCAAGGGGUGCGUGUUCGCCGUCAUGUUGUCAUUCCCGAUAUGGGCUGGGCGGUCAUCCCCUUUGUGCGUUUUCGGCUAAUUUGGUGGCGAACCCCCCUAGGAUCGCCAGGUAUCCGUGCCUGCCUGCAACGGUGGUGGUGGAUGUGUGUGGCCUGGCCCCAUCAGCAGCAGCCGCAGCGGCACAGGGCCUGGCGGUGACAGCGGCCCUGGGCCCAGCAGUUGCGGCGUGCAUGUGCGUAGCUGAGGGGGCGAGCAAGGCCACUUGGAGGAGGGCAGCGCCCAAGAAGCGGCGCCGGCGCACAGGUUGAGGCCGGCCGGUGUCUAGUUAGGGUGUUUGCUGGCGAGCAUAGCACCGCGCAGUAUGUGGUAGGCCGCAGCAGUGAGAAGUGUUGUGGCUAGAGGAUUCCCCCUAGUUGAUUGCCCUGCGCUGGCUGUUCUUAUGCUUGACAGCGGGACAUGGCUGGACGCAUGGCGGGCCGUGCCUCUACGAACC
This is a messenger RNA of Chlamydomonas reinhardtii, 7349 nucleotides long. RefSeq lists its product as uncharacterized. The transcript has 7 exons. The coding region runs from base 317 to 6196 and encodes 1959 amino acids. NCBI's taxonomy places the organism in Eukaryota, Viridiplantae, Chlorophyta, Chlorophyceae, Chlamydomonadales, Chlamydomonadaceae. The record is from RefSeq and is a predicted model, not a curated record.